Pygoscelis adeliae (Adelie penguin) is the source of this 2439-nucleotide messenger RNA. RefSeq names its product erythrocyte membrane protein band 4.1-like 1 (gene EPB41L1). Gene Ontology annotation, cellular component: cytoskeleton; plasma membrane. Lineage: Eukaryota; Metazoa; Chordata; Aves; Sphenisciformes; Spheniscidae. Gene Ontology annotation, molecular function: actin binding; structural molecule activity. The transcript is spliced from 18 exons. Gene Ontology annotation, biological process: cortical actin cytoskeleton organization. The record is from RefSeq and is a predicted model, not a curated record. Bases 1 to 2439 code for a protein of 812 amino acids.
AUGACGACGGAGACGGGCCCCGGUUCGGAGGUGAAGAACACGCAGGAAGAGGCUCCGCAGCAGCAGCUGGAGAUGGCUGGCACAGAGAUGGAGGAGAAGGACUACAGCGAGACGGACGGGCUCUCUGACAAAACAACCCCCAGCAAGACCCAGAAGUCACCCCAGAAAACCACCAAGAAAGUGAAGAGUGCCCUCUGCAGAGUGACCCUGCUCGAUGCCUCUGAGUACGAAUGCGAGGUGGAGAAGCAUGCCCGAGGUCAGGUCCUCUUCGACAUGGUGUGCGAGCACCUCAACCUCCUGGAGAAGGACUACUUCGGCCUCACCUUCUGUGACUCGGACAGCCAGAAGAACUGGCUGGACCCCUCCAAGGAGAUCAAGAAGCAGAUCCGCAGUGGGCCCUGGAACUUCGCCUUCACUGUGAAGUUUUACCCUCCAGACCCUGCCCAGCUCACGGAGGACAUCACAAGAUACUACCUGUGCCUGCAGCUCCGUGCGGACAUCACCACGGGGCGCCUGCCCUGCUCCUUUGUCACGCAUGCCCUGCUGGGCUCCUACGCCGUGCAGGCCGAGCUGGGCGACUAUGAUGCCGAGGAGCACGUGGGCAACUAUGUCAGUGAGCUCCGCUUCGCCCCCAACCAGACACGAGAGCUGGAGGAGCGCAUCAUGGAGUUGCACAAGACCUACCGGGGAAUGACCCCCGGGGAAGCGGAGAUCCACUUCCUGGAGAACGCCAAGAAGCUCUCCAUGUACGGGGUGGACCUGCACCACGCCAAGGACUCAGAGGGCAUCGACAUCAUGCUGGGCGUCUGCGCCAAUGGGCUCCUCAUCUACAGGGACCGGCUGAGGAUCAACCGCUUCGCUUGGCCCAAGAUCCUCAAAAUUUCCUACAAGAGGAGCAACUUCUACAUCAAGAUCCGCCCGGGUGAGUAUGAACAGUUUGAGAGCACCAUUGGCUUCAAGCUGCCCAACCACCGCUCUGCCAAGCGUCUCUGGAAGGUCUGCAUAGAGCAUCACACCUUCUUCAGGCUGGUGUCCCCAGAGCCACCCCCCAAGGGCUUCCUGGUGAUGGGCUCCAAGUUUCGCUACAGCGGGCGGACGCAGGCGCAGACACGGCAGGCCAGUGCCCUCAUCGACCGCCCGGCUCCCCUCUUCGAGCGCUCCUCCAGCAAACGGUACACCAUGUCUCGCAGCCUUGACGGAGAGUUCUCGCGCCCAGCCUCCGUCAGCGAGAACCACGACACCGGGGCAGAGGGUGAGAAGCAGGAUGAGGACGGUGAGUUUGGCAGCAGGAGGCGGUCCGAGACGGAGGACGAGGAGGUGACUACCCCAACGAAAAUCAAGGAACUGAAGCCGGAGCACGAAACAACCCCCAGGCACAAGCAGGAGUUUUUAGACAAGCCAGAAGAUGUUUUGCUGAAGCAUCAGGCCAGCAUCAAUGAGCUGAAACGGACCCUGAAGGAGCCCAACAGCAAGCUGGUUCACAGGGACCGGGACAGGAGGCUGCCUUCCUCACCAGCCUCUUCCUCACCCAAGCAUGAGGAUGAAACACCAAAGGGAACCCCAGAGAAGGCCAGCGAGAGAGCGGGCUUGAGGGAGGGCACCGAGGAGAAAGCUAAGCCGCCUCGGCACAGGGCUCCUGAGAGUGACACCGGCGAUGAGGAGCAGGACCAGGAGAAAGACUCGGUCUUUCUGAAGGACAACCACCUGGCCAUUGAGCGCAAGUGCUCCAGCAUCACAGUCAGUUCAACCUCCAGCCUGGAAGCAGAGGUGGACUUCACAGUGAUCGGUGACUUCCACGGCACAGCCUUUGAGGACAUCUCCCGGAGCCUGCCUGAGCUGGACAAGGACAAGAGUGAAAUGGAAGACGAAGGCCUGGUUUCCUUCCAGCACGCUGACAAAGUAGUUCCCGGACUGGAAGAGGAUGUCAAAGGCAGCGAGAAGGUCUCCCAGCCCAGCCCAGAUGUCUCCCAGCUAGAGUCAUCAGCCCCGAAAACGGAUGCUGUGACUGUCGGCCUAGGGCCGGGCAUGAAGAAGCCUGAAGCAGACAGCUCUGCUCCCCACCGGGUCAGCACCACAGAUGCAGCCCAGAUCACCAGCAGCUCCGCUGGGAAGGAGGUGCUCACCAGCAUAUUCACUGCCACUGCGGAAACCCUCUCCAGUUCCACCACUACCCACGUUACCAAGACUGUGAAAGGAGGGUUUUCCGAGACCCGAAUAGAGAAGCGCAUCAUUAUCACAGGAGAUGAAGACGUGGACCAGGACCAGGCACUGGCUUUAGCAAUCAAAGAGGCAAAACUACAGCAUCCUGACAUGCUGGUAACCAAAGCUGUGGUAUACAGAGAAACAGAACCUUCUCCAGAGGAAAGGGACAAGAAACCUCAGGUAGGUAGAGAAGUUACCAUGUAUGAUUUAUACCGGCUGUGUAAGGGGAGGAUGUAA